Teleopsis dalmanni is the source of this 1837-nucleotide messenger RNA. It is a transcript of the gene rush, whose product is annotated as pleckstrin homology domain-containing family F member 1 homolog. The transcript has a single exon. Gene Ontology annotation, cellular component: early endosome. Bases 811 to 1689 code for a protein of 292 amino acids. The record is from RefSeq and is a predicted model, not a curated record. Gene Ontology annotation, molecular function: metal ion binding; phosphatidylinositol binding. Lineage: Eukaryota; Metazoa; Arthropoda; Insecta; Diptera; Diopsidae.
UAAUUUUACACUUGACUCUGUUUGAGUACUUUUUUUGGUCUGUUGCUUUUGCCUUUUGCAUUUCGCCAAUCGGUUUUAUUUUUCUUUCUGCACUUUCUUCAAACUUUGAGUGUAUUUCGUUGUUGCAACAUGUAAAUAUUUUUCAUGUAUUUUUGAUAUUUUGCGUAUACAUUCAAUGUAUACUUUAUAUUAAUAAAAAUUCUAUUAAAAAAUAAUCAACUUGACAAGUUAAUGUGAACUUUCGAUCACAAAAAUAUGCAAACGAUCAUAAAUUAUUAAAAUAGGUGAUUCAUGAAAACGAAUAUAAGAAUCGUAAUUAACUCAAACCAAAACAUUACAAGAGACGCAAAAAUAAAGCAAAAGCGAGUAAAAUAAAAAUUAAAAAGGUAGGCAACACUUAAUGACAAAUGUCAAGUUUGAGUGUAAAAGUACAAGAUUUGAGUGUGAAAAGCAGAAAUAAUACGGAAAGAAAAAUACUGCCGUAGUUAUAUUUUCUGUUGCUUUGAGCAUUUUUGCUUUGAAAUUGAGUGUGACACGACAUUAUUUUCGAAAGAAGAAUUGUUGAAAAUUAUUUAACAGAAAAUAAUUUAAUGAAAAAUUAACUAAAAAAAUUAUACGCGCUACAAAAAAAAAUUCCGCUCGUAAUGAGAAAACAUUGAAAAUUAUAUAAAAAUUAAAUAAAAUACGGAUAGCAGAAAGCAAAAUACAAAAACCUUUGGACCAGAAAAAUUAUUAAGGAAUUGAAUCGUUCGUCAGCCACACUCGCUGUCGGUUGUUUUUAUUUUUGUUUGAGUAGGCAGUGCAUUAGCCAUGGUCGAUCGUUUGGUUAACUCUGAGGCGAAUACUCGGCGCAUAGCGGCCGUGGAGAGCUGCUUUGGCAGUUCUGGCGUGCCUUUGGCAAUACCUGGACGCGUGCUUGUGGGCGAGGGUGUGUUAACAAAAAUGUGCCGUAAACGUCCGAAAUCGCGUCAAUUUUUUCUCUUUAACGACAUACUCGUGUACGGAAACAUCGUGAUUGGCAAGAAAAAAUAUAAUAAACAACAUAUCAUGCCGCUCGAAGAAGUAUCAUUGGAAUCGCUCGAGGACAAUGGCCAAUACCACAAUGGCUGGUUGAUACGAACAACAACAAAGUCGUUUGUGGUCUAUGCUGCAACAAUCACCGAGAAACAGGAGUGGAUGGCACAUAUAAACAAAUGCGUCGAGGAUCUUUUGCGCAAAAGUGGAAAGAAACCUGUUGAGAAGCACGCAGCCGUUUGGGUUCCGGAUGCGGAGGCAACUGUCUGCAUGCACUGUAAAAAGACGCAGUUCACAAUGAUUGUGCGACGUCAUCAUUGCCGGAAUUGCGGUGCAGUCGUUUGUGGUCCAUGUUCGUCGAAGAAAUUCCUACUGCCACAGCAGAGUUCGAAGCCAUUGCGUGUGUGUACGGCUUGCUAUGAACGUCUCAGCAAAGUAGUCAAAGAUGAAUCGUCCAAAACGCCAAUGGCGAGCAAUUCACAAUUAUCGAAUGUGAGCAGUACUGGCGGAACUGGAAAGUUAGCUGACAGCUCGGGUGACGAUGACUCUGACGACGAGAGUGGCGCUGGCGCCGAGAUGCAUGAUGAGCCGCGCUUUUAUGGCGAUAAUACAAUCUCUGCUGACGAUUCGGCAACAUCGGUGUCAGCACUCAACUCUAGUCACACGCCCAACUGAUGAGUGCUGUCGGCUCGGCCGGCGUUACGUGGGGGAUGCGGCGAUGGCGACGGCGAUGGCAAUGGGGAACAGGAACAGCAAAAUAGGGAGUGGUGGAGUGUUUGGCAACGAAAAGGAUUGGCAAAACUUUUUAACAUAUUUCGAAAUG